This is a messenger RNA of Ctenopharyngodon idella (grass carp), 2041 nucleotides long. It is a transcript of the gene arfip2a, whose product is annotated as ADP-ribosylation factor interacting protein 2a. Bases 198 to 1427 code for a protein of 409 amino acids. The record is from RefSeq and is a predicted model, not a curated record. Gene Ontology annotation, biological process: regulation of Arp2/3 complex-mediated actin nucleation; intracellular protein transport. The transcript is spliced from 11 exons. Lineage: Eukaryota; Metazoa; Chordata; Actinopteri; Cypriniformes; Xenocyprididae. Gene Ontology annotation, molecular function: phospholipid binding; protein domain specific binding. Gene Ontology annotation, cellular component: trans-Golgi network membrane.
CAUCGUCACUUCCGUUUGCAGAGAAAGGAGAGGAUUUGCGUUACCGAGCGACCAAGAGGAUUGACAGAGGAGCCUGUGGAGAUUAUUUGCCCUCCAGACAUCCAUUAAAACACACAUCUCAUUUUGAUCAUGGAAUAAUCUUAAAUGUGGUCCGUGUGGUUCGGUUCUGCGGUUAAGACGGCAUACAGAUAUCCAUCAUGACAGACAGUAUUUUGAGCAAAGCCGCCACUAUGGAAAUACCCAUCAACAGCAAUGGGGACAGCAGGACGGCAGAAGAUGACAGUCUUGAGCAGGGUGCACAGAUUGGUGGGAGCUUAGAUGAAAUUGUAGGCACACUGCCAGUGGCCAUGGACUUGCAGCAGGUGAUGGUGUCUGGACCAAACCUGAAUGAAACCAGCAUUGUGUCUGGAGGCUACGGAGGGGCAGCAGAGGGCAUCAUACCCACCAGCUCCAUCAAAGGACCAGCCGUUCGUUUCAACCCGGAGUAUUUUGACAGAAGAUGUGGUAACACGCCCAAACCAGACAUCCGCUCCAAAUCCAGGGGUAUCACUCCCAGCCAUUCAGCCGCCAGUCGGAUAGCAAACCAGCCAGGACAUUACCCAGCUCCCAGCAUGCACCACAGCAACAGCAACCCAAUGAUGUCAGAGGAGGCCACAAGAGGAGUAGCUGUGGAGAAAUUUGACAGCGUGAAAAAGUGGAGCAUUAACACAUACAAGUGCACAAAACAGAUGUUUUCGGAGCGCUUCGGCCGUGGCACGAAGACGGUGGACCUGGAGCUUGAGGCUCAGAUCGAUGUGCUAAGAGAAACUAAGCUGAAGUACGAGCGUAUUCUGAGACUAGCACGUGAGCUCACCAACCACUUCUACAACAUGGUGCAGACUCAGCAGGCUCUUGGGGACACUUUCGCUGAUCUGAGCCAGAAAUCCCCAGAAUUGCAGGAUGAGUUUGGCUAUAAUGCAGAGACACAAAGACUGCUAUGCAAGAAUGGAGAGACGCUCCUAGGUGCCAUCAAUUUCUUUGUGUCCAGCAUUAAUACGCUAGUCAACAAAACCAUGGAGGACACGCUCAUGACCAUCAAGAUGUAUGAGAAUGCAAGACUGGAAUUCGAUGCCUAUAGGACAGACCUGGAGGAGUUGAGCGCGGGUCCGCGGGACGCUGCGGCCAUGGUGCGCAUUGAGAUGGCUCAACAGCAGUACCAGAUCCACAAAGACAAGUAUGAAAGACUGCGCAGUGAUGUCACCAUCAAACUCAAGUUUUUGGAGGAGAAUAAGGUAAAGGUGAUGCACAAACAGCUCCUACUGUUUCAUAAUGCUAUCUCGGCGUAUUUCGCUGGAAAUCAGCAGCAGCUGGAACAGACUCUCAGACAGUUCAACGUGAAGUUGAAGCCACCGGGUUCUGACAAGCCGUCGUGGCUUGAGGAACAGUGAUCACUUUCUCAAUGUAAAGAGACACUCAAACAUGGAAACCUGAAAACGGAUGGAUGGGAAUGUAAAGAGAUGCAUCAAUUGUGAUUCGUAUGAAUGAUUAACACAAGAGAAGAGGAAGUUUUUAUGUUGCCAAACCCUGGAAAAUGUUUUAUUUAAAGCCGGAAAAAUCUUCAGAUGAAUAUAAUUUUAACUGACCAUGGUUACGUUUUACAGCUGCCUUAACUUACUUUUAGGUAUAUCAUAUGGGCUGUUCAAAGUAAAAUUACGCAAAAUGGAACAAAUCAAUUACAUCACUCACUUUCUGUAAAAACAUUCACAUUUUAUGAAUCAUUCAUAGUCAUAUUCAGAAAACUGGUCUGUAUCCAGUGAGCACCUCCCAGGCCAGUUUAUAUAUUUUGUUUUAUUUUGAUAGAAUAGAGCUGAAAGGAAUGAAUGUUGUGCUUGUGCGUUUGUUUUUAACAUAAGGGCGUUUGAGGGAGAAUUGCGUCAAGGUAUAAGAAAGAAAAAUUGCUCACGGUUUGUGUCAUAAGAAGGUUAAUAAUAUAUUUAUAUUUAUGUAAAUUGUGAAGUCCCACCUAUGAAAUUAAAACACAUUUGAAGGCGAUAGAAUCUAA